Molecule: messenger RNA, 1443 nt
Organism: Carassius carassius (crucian carp)
Lineage: Eukaryota; Metazoa; Chordata; Actinopteri; Cypriniformes; Cyprinidae
Gene: ndufs8b
Product: NADH:ubiquinone oxidoreductase core subunit S8b
Exons: 7
Coding region: 88-720 (210 amino acids)
Biological process (GO): mitochondrial respiratory chain complex I assembly; mitochondrial electron transport, NADH to ubiquinone
Cellular component (GO): membrane
Molecular function (GO): NADH dehydrogenase activity; 4 iron, 4 sulfur cluster binding
Source: RefSeq, a predicted model, not a curated record
GACCAGUGGUCUCUCUCUUAAAAGCGCGAGUGCUGGAAAGAUCCUCCUGAUCUCUUACCAAGCUACCGAAGCAUCCUGCUGAUUAGGAUGGAGGUGACAUUGCGCGUACUGUAUUUCUCAUGCCGCACAGGCACUUUCGCAGCCAGACUUGGACCUGUCCGUCCCUUUAGCUUUACCGUCCACAGGGGAGGCUACAAAAAUGUGAAUGCUGAGGAGUUGCCUCUGGACAUGAAGUCCAUCACAGACCGCGCAGCACAAACACUGCUGUGGACCGAGCUUUUCAGAGGUUUGGGCAUGACCAUGAGUUAUUUGUUUAGAGAACCAGCUACUAUUAAUUAUCCUUUUGAGAAAGGCCCUCUCUCUCCCCGUUUCCGUGGUGAACAUGCACUGCGCAGGUAUCCCAACGGAGAGGAGCGCUGUAUUGCAUGCAAACUGUGUGAGGCUGUGUGUCCUGCUCAGGCCAUCACUAUAGAAGCAGAGACCCGUGCAGACGGCAGCAGAAGAACAACCCGUUACGACAUUGACAUGACCAAAUGCAUCUACUGUGGAUUCUGCCAGGAGGCCUGUCCUGUGGAUGCAAUCGUAGAGGGUCCUAAUUUUGAAUAUGCCACUGAGACUCAUGAAGAGCUGCUGUAUAAUAAGGAAAAACUGUUGAAUAAUGGCGAUCGAUGGGAGGUUGAGAUUGCUGCUAACAUUCAGGCAGAUUACCUGUACAGAUGAACCAUUAAAGGUCAGGUAGCAUCCUGAUAACAGCAAAACAAACAGUAGAAAACAUCAUUUCAGAAGCUGUCUGAGUCAUAUAAAUGGCACUUUGUAUAGAACCAAAAAAAGUAUUAAUAUAUUUGCUGUCUAAACGCACAAAGCAAGCACAAGACACAAUAUAAUACGCAAUGCAUAUCUGUGAGCAUUCAAACAGUAGGUUUUACUCACAUAUUAUGCACAAUUAUAUAUAUAGGCCUAUGAAUGUUCACAGCGAAUUUGCAUAUUUAUUUAUUCUCUGAUAAAGUGAUUUAAUGACAAAUAAAACAAGAAAUAAAAUACAGUGUACUUCUUUUCUAAUGCAAAAUUAUUUAAAAAAAGCUGAUAUUGUAACUGUUUAGAUUACAAAUGUUAUUAUUGUUGGCUUUGUUUACUUAGGCCUAUAUCAUAUCAAUCCUACAUUAUAAAUGUGAAAUAUAUAUUGUACAUCUAAUCAUAUUAAUUUGAACAUAUUCUAUGUAUAUAUUAUAUUAAAUUGUUAAUGAUAUAUUAUUUCAUGUAGUAUAAUAUAAUUUGAACACACAAAUCUGUUAUUUAAAGUAGUGCAUUUCAAACAUAAUAGGUUUCUCCCAGAGCACAUAUUAUGCACAGAUGUAUGUGAAUAUUAAAGUUAACAUAUUCCGUUAUCCUCUGAUAAAGUGAUAUUAAUGAAAUAAAUAAAAAAUAAAACAAAUGUACAAAUGA